AUGUCCGACAACGAAAGCGAGCCGUCUUUCCAGGAGGACGGCAGGGUGAAGUUUAUCGGGGAGAAAGUCUGCCGGGCACUGCGACUGCAGCGCCAGACAUGGGAGAGGAGCUGUGCGGGCGAGGAGGUACAGGCAGCUCUGAAGGAGUUUUUCCUCAAGAUGAGGAUUUUGUUCUUCACGCCAUCAUCAAGCGGGGGUCUCGUUGUUUCCAGAGAGGGCUCACCUGCUGCCCACUUCAAGGGAGUCUAUGUCCUCAAGAAGAGAGCCGCUCCCCUCAGCUCUGAAAACUGCCACGGCCUCCUGCUUUUUGGCCUGAUGUCUCCGUCACCUCUGCCCCAGCUGUCAAACACAUUCGAACAGGUGUAUGUGCCACUGCUUUCAAACAAGAAAAACCACGAGCUGUGGCCAAAUAUCAUGUCCGAGGACAUUAUUCGACAUGUUGAGAACAUGAGGACUAAGGCGUCUGUUGUUCAGGAUCAGAUUAUUGGGAAAAUUGUCCUUCCUCUUCCAACGGCAACAGUUCCAAUGGAGACGUCUUACAGUGUCACCAAAUUGUACGAUAGCUAUGACAGGACAGUGGUGCACACCAUCGAGUCGCUGGUCAUCAGUUGGACAAGUCUCAUUCAGAAGGUUUUGAAGGAGGACUCUGCAGAACUUCUGCUGAAGGGCUUUAACCCGGGGCCUGCUGUAGAACUGAACUUUUGGGCCACCAGGAGGAAUAACAUAGAAAACAUCUAUCAACAGCUUGAGAGUCCCGCUGUGAAGAAGAUGAUGAGGAUUUUAGAGAUGGUGGAAAGCAGCUAUUACCCCACAAUCAAAGCUUUGAUUGGGAAUGUAUUUGAUGCCCUUCAAGAGGCCCGGGAUAUUGAGCUCUACCUUUGUCCGCUGCAAACACACCUGUCUCGACUGGAAAAGGAAGAAUUUCCACAGGCUGAGCUGCUCUUCCCCACCCUCUUCCACCUGCUCUACCUCCUCUGGACCCACUGCCUGUCCUACAGAAGACCACCUCGCAUUGUGGUGUUGCUACAAGAACUUUGCAAUCUGCUUAUUCAACAGGCCACAGAUUACCUCUCUGCAGCUCAGCUGCUCGGGGAAGACACAGAAGAAGGUCUACAGAGAAUAAAGAAGGUGGUUCGAGUCUUGGAGUCUUUCAGGGAGGGUUACCAGAGCCAGAGGCAGAAGUUGUCCAGCACAGAUGCAUCAUGGGAUUUUCCUUCUGCCUUGGUGUUCACACGUUUCGACCAGUUCCUGAAUCGUGUCGUGCAGAUUGAGGACUUGUUUCAAAUCAUGCUGGACUUUCAAAGGCUGCAAAAACUGGAGUUUGGGGGAUUCAGAGGAAAAAUCUACAGCGAGCAGGCCGCUCAGAUGUGUAGAGAGUUCCAUGACCUCUGUCGGGUCAUAAAGCACAGCCAAUACAACCCGCUUGACGACAAUUCUCAGGAUUUUGAAAAAGACUACAAGGAUUUCAAAAUGAAGAUUUUUGACUUUGAAUGCCAUCUGGCCACGAUCCUCUGCUUGGCCUUUAAGGAUUGUUCGGGGCUGGAAUCAGCAUUUAAACUGUUGGUUAUGUUUGGACCCUUCCUGGAGAGGAGACAAAUCAGGCAGAUUUUCAGUCCUAACCUUCUGGUCCUUCAGCACCGUUUCAGAGAAGAACUGGAGAGAUGCAAUCACCUGUAUAAAUUGCAUCUCAGUCAGAUAGAGACCGGCCUGGUUAAGAACAUGCCUCACACAUCUGGAGCAUUGAAGUGGACAAAAAUGCUUCGGGAACGAAUUCAGACGCAGUGGGAACAUUUGAGAAUUCUGUUUGACACGUACAUGGAAGGUGCAGAGAUGGUGCAGGAGUACCCGGUGUAUGUGGAGAUGUUGACUCUGUUGGACCAGUACGAGGGCAGCGUUUAUUCUGACUGGUGUAAUGGGCUGGACCACGUCUGCCAACUAAACCUGAACCAGCCUGUAAUCUCAAGAGACACUUCCUCUGGUCUGAUCUCUGUCAACUUCAGUGCAAAGCUGAUCGAAGUCUUAAGAGAUGUCAAGUACAUUCAGACCCUGAGUCACAUCAGCAUCCCCCCAGCUGCCACCACUGUGAUUCAAAGGAAAGACAUGUUCUUAAAGUAUGUGAGCACUCUGCAGGUUCUGGUGCAAUGCUACAACAAGGUGAAGCAGACGGUGAUAGAGGUGGAAAUUCCUCUCAUCAGAGCCGAGCUAGCAGCCAUAGAUCUGCAGCUGAAGAGGGCAGAAAUGAACCUGACGUGGCAGGACCAGGACUGCUGGGAUUUCAUCAGAACCACCAAAGACCUCAUCCACAACCUGGGGUGCCGGGUCCAGAGGACCAAGGACAACUGUGAAGCUGUUCAGUUGCUGAUAAAAGGAUGGGGCAAACAGGCCAUGUUUUGCAGGAAGGACAACAAGAGAGGUGCACUCCUACUUCUGGAAGACAGGGGUGACCGUGUCAACAAGAAGAAUAGCUCCAUGAAGAGAGAUGGGGAUUGUAUUCACAAGCUGGUGCAGGAGAACAUGGCCCUUUUCCACGCCGACUCUGCUUCAGAGGCAUGGCGGUCUUAUCAGGAGUAUAUGGAUGACAUGGUGGUGGAGGGACUCUUCAGCUCAGUCAGCAGCUCACUGGCGUUUUUUGUGGAGAACAUGGAACCAUGGCCAGGCCAGGCUCCCCUGUUUGAGGCUCAGUUACUUCUGAGCGACUCGGCGAUGAUGUUUGAACCCUCUAUGGAUCGAGAUGCAGCAGACGGGUUUUAUGAGCUGGUUGAGGGCCUGGUGGCAGACAUGUUCAAAAUAUCAACCAACGUGAAUAGGCUGGCUGCUCACCUGAACAUGGAGAGCUAUCAGGAUGUGAUGGAUGACAUGCUGGACCUGAUGGACCUGCGGCAGGAGAUUAUGGCACGAGUGGAGAAUGUCCUGAAGAAAGUUCUAGAUUACCAGAGAACAUUUGACUGCUACAGCCACCUGUGGCUAGAUGACAGGACUGAGUUUCUCAGAUACUUCCUUCUGUAUGGACACAUGCUACCUGAAGAGGACAGAGAGACCGACGGAGAGAGCACAUUCCCCAAGAACCCACCCACAAUCAGUCAGUUCAAAGAACAGUUGGAUAACUGUGAGGACCUGUAUGCUAAAAUAACCAAGCUAGAAGACUUCCGAGUUUUUGAUGGAUGGUUCAGACUGGACAUCAAGUCCUUCAAAAUGAGUCUUCUCAACAUCAUUAAGAAGUGGAGUUGGCUGUUCAAGGAGCAUCUCAUGGCACAUGUCACAGACAGUCUCGAUGACCUGAAGGAGUUUUUACAAGUCACAGCUGAGGGGCUUGGCCAGCCCGUGUCAGAGGGAGACCACCGUGGCUUGGUGAAGGUUAUGAGUCACCUGCUGGCAGUCAGGGACAGACAGACAGCCAUAGACAACAUGUUUGAACCUCUGAAGGACACCAUCGCCCUGCUGGAGAGAUAUGGAGAGACCAUACCAGAUCAGGUCUACUCUCAGCUGGAGGAACUGCCGGAAAAAUGGAGUUGUACGCAGAAGCUGGUCUUGCUGAUCAGGCACGAGGUGGCGCCCAUGCAAAAUGCAGAAGUCAUGGUGUUACGUCGACAAUGUAUGGCAUUUGAGGUGAAACAAAGCAAAUUCAGGGGGAGGUUCAGAUCGGAGGCGCCCUUCAGUCACAACGCUGUGCACCCCUACAUCAGUCUGGAGAAAUUUGAAAAAGAGAUCAGAAAACUAGAGGAAGAGAUACUUGAACUACAGGAGUCCACAAAUCUGUUUGAGGUUUCUAUCCCUGAUUACCGAGAGAUCAAACUCUGCCGACGAGAGAUUGUCAUCCUCAAAGAACUCUGGGACAUUGUCGUAUUUGUCCAAAGCAGCAUGGAGGACUGGACGAAGACCAAAUGGAGGCAGAUAAACGUGGACCAGAUGGAUGCGGUAUUGAGGGGCUUCGCUAAGGACAUGCGGAAACUUGACAAGGAGGCCCGUGUGUGGGACGUGUAUUGUGGGUUGGACCUCUAUGUGAAAAACCUGUUGACGUCACUGCGGGUUGUCAGCGAGCUUCAGAACCCGGCCAUACGGGACCGUCACUGGGCUCAGCUGAUCAGAACCACUAAGAUGGAAUUCACAAUGACUGAUGAUACUACGAUGGAGGACCUUCUGGCUCUGCAGCUCUAUUUGUAUGAAGAGGAAGUUCACACCAUAGUGGAUAAGGCCGUCAAAGAGAUGGCCAUAGAGAAGAUCAUAACAGAGAUAAGUCAAAUAUGGGCGUCAAUGGAGUUUUCCCUUGACUACAGAGCCUCUGUCCCCCUGCUGAAAUGUGAUGAGCGUCUCAUUGAGACUCUUGAGGACCAUCAGGUUCAGCUGCAGGGCGUCUGUCAAAGCAAGCACGUGCAUCACUUCCUGUGCCAGGUGUCGGCGUUGCAGAAACGGCUGACGGUAGCGGACUCUGUGCUCAUGGCCUGGAUGGAUGUCCAGCGGACUUGGGCCUACCUGGAAAACAUCUUCAUCGGCUGUGAUGACAUCUGCCAUCAGCUGCCUGCAGAAACGCACAAAUUUCACGCCAUAAACUCUGACUUUCAGGAGUUAAUGCUAGACAGCGCUGAGACUAAAAAUGUCAUCGAGGCCACCAACAAACCACAUCUAUAUGAGAAACUAGAGGAUCUACAAAAAAGGUUGGCUUUAUGUGAAAAAGCUCUGGCUGAAUACCUGGAGACAAAGAGACUCGCCUUUCCACGCUUCUACUUCAUUUCCUCUGCAGACUUACUGGAUAUCCUCUCCAAGGGCAGUCGUCCCAAAGAAAUAACAUGUCACCUUUCAAAAUUAUUUGACAACAUGUCAGAUCUUGAGUUUUUCGAGAACAAGCAGGUGGAUGUUUGUAAGGUCGCAGUGGGGAUGUACAGCAAAGAGAGGGAAUAUGUCCCGUUCCAGAAGCAGUGUUGCUGUGAUGGGCCGGUGGAGGUGUGGCUGACCUGCCUGGAGAGCACCAUGAGAGAGUGUGUCAGGGGCCACCUCACGGAGGCAGUGUCCGUGUAUGACGACAGGUCCAGGGAGCUUUGGGUUUUGGAUUUCCCUGCCCAGGUGGCCCUAACUGGAUCUCAGAUCUGGUGGAGCAAUGAUACAGAACUAGCAUUUCAAAGACUGGAGGAAGGCUUUGAGUCUGCGUUGAAAGACUACAACAAGAAACAAAUUGCCCAGUUAAACUCACUGAUCAGCAUGCUGCUGGGGGAACUCAGCUUAGGAGACAGACAGAAGAUCAUGACCAUUUGCACAAUCGAUGUCCAUGCCAGGGACACUGUAGCCAACCUCAUCGCUCAAAAGGUCACGAACCAGCAGGCUUUCCAGUGGCUCUCUCAGCUGCGACACCGCUGGGAUGAACAUCAGCAUCAGUGCCUCGUACACAUCUGUGACGCUAACUUCCUCUACUCCUACGAGUACCUGGGCAAUGCACCGCGCCUGGUCAUCACCCCCCUCACUGACCGAUGCUAUAUCACCUUGACCCAGUCUCUUCACCUGACCAUGAGCGGAGCCCCAGCGGGUCCAGCCGGAACAGGGAAGACCGAGACCACCAAGGACCUCGGCAAGGCAUUGGGCGUCAUGGUGUACGUCUUCAAUUGCUCUGAACAGAUGGACUACAAGUCGAUAGGAAAUAUCUACAAGGGUCUGGCCCAGACUGGCGCAUGGGGCUGCUUUGACGAGUUCAACCGCAUUGCCGUGGAUGUUCUCUCAGUCGUGGCGGUGCAAGUUAAAACCAUACAGGACGCUGUUCGUAAUAAGAAGAAAAGGUUCCUGUUCCUGGAUGAGGAAAUUGCCUUGAAACCCUCAGUUGGGAUUUUCAUCACGAUGAAUCCCGGCUAUGCAGGCCGGACGGAGCUACCUGAGAACCUUAAGGCUCUUUUCAGACCCUGUGCCAUGGUGGUGCCAGAUGUCGAGCUGAUUUGCGAGAUCAUGUUGGUUGCGGAGGGUUUUCUCAGCGCUAAACUUUUGGCUAAGAAGUUCAUCACCCUCUACACACUCUGCAAUCAGCUGCUGUCUAAGCAGGAGCACUAUGACUGGGGUUUGCGUGCUGUUAAGUCCGUGUUGGUGGUGGCAGGGACGCUGAGAAGAGGAGAAAAGACUCGGCAAGAGGAUCAGGUGUUGAUGCGCGGUCUGAGGGAUUUCAACAUGCCAAAGGUGGUGUCGGAGGACGUGCCUGUCUUCUUUGGCCUGCUGGGAGACCUGUUCCCAGACGUAGAGGUAGAGAGGAAGAGGGAUCCGGAGUUUGAAAAGGCCAUCCGACAGACUACCUCAGAGCUCCGACUACAGCCCGAGGAGACAUUCAUCCUCAAGGUGGUGCAAUUGGAGGAGCUCCUGGCUGUCCGUCAUUCUGUCUUUGUUGUAGGAAAUGCUGGGACUGGAAAGAGCCAGAUAUUGAGAGUUCUCCACAGAACAUACUCCAACUUGAAAAGGAAGCCUGUUUGGAGUGACCUAAACCCAAAGGCGGUCAACAUAGAUGAGUUGUUUGGCUUCAUCCAUCCUGCGACUCGAGAGUGGAAAGAUGGUUUACUGUCAGCGCUGAUGCGAGAGCAGGCGAACAUCUCCCAUCCUGGGCCUAAGUGGAUUGUGUUGGAUGGCGAUAUUGAUCCCAUGUGGAUUGAGUCACUCAACACGGUGAUGGACGACAACAAGGUGCUGACACUGGCCAGUAAUGAACGUGUGCCUCUUUCCUCAACUAUGAGACUCCUGUUUGAGAUUAGUCACUUGAGAACGGCCACACCUGCCACCGUGUCCAGAGCCGGAAUUCUCUAUGUCAAUCAACUGGAUCUGGGAUGGAACCCGUAUGUUGCCAGCUGGAUUGAUUCUCGAGCACGUCAGACAGAAAGAGCCCACCUCACUAUCCUGUUUGACAAAUAUGUUCCUCGCUGCCUGGAACAGAUGAGAGGCACCUUUAAGACCAUCACUCCCAUCCCUGAGUGCUCCAUGGUGCAGACGCUGUGUGCUCUGCUGGACUGUCUGCUAACACCGGAAAAUACUCCACCUGACUCCCCACGUGAGCUGUAUGAGAUGUACUUCACCUUCGCCUGCAUCUGGGCUUUUGGAGGACCUUUGCAUCAAGACCAGCUGUAUGAUUACCAUGUGGAAUUCAGUCAGUGGUGGACUAAAGAAAUGAAAACAGUGAAGCUACCGGCACAGGGAACAGUGUUUGACUACUUCCUGGAUCCUCAGACGAAACGUUUCCUGCCCUGGAUUGACACCGUUGCACCGUUCGAAAUGGCCUCUGACAUGCCGCUACAGUCUAUUCUGGUACACACGGCUGAGACUGUGCAUCUCGGGUACUUCAUGGACUUGUUGCUGGAAAAGGGACAGCCGGUGAUGCUGGUGGGGAACGCUGGUGUGGGCAAGACAGCGCUUGUCAGGGACAAGUUAGGAUGCCUGCCAGAUGGUUAUCUGACUGCUAAAGUGCCCCUCAACUACUACACCACUUCCCUAAGUCUGCAAACGAUCCUGGAGAGAUCUUUGGAGAAGAGAGCAGGCAAGAGCUAUUUCCCCUUAGGCAACCGAAGGCUGGUCUACUUCAUAGACGACAUGAACAUGCCGGCUGUGGACAGUUAUGGCACCGUGCAACCGCACACGCUAAUACGCCAACAUCUGGACUACAAGCACUGGUAUGACAGACAGAAAUUGUGCCUAAAAGAAAUAUACAACACUCAGUAUAUCACCUGUAUGAAUCCAACUGCUGGGAGCUUCAGCAUCAACCCCAGACUUCAGAGACAUUUCUCUGUGUUCACGGUGAACUUCCCAUCAUCUGAGGCACAGACUUCAAUCUACAGUCAGAUCCUGAAUGGCCACCUGAAGCAGCAACCUUUCAGCUCAGCCAUCCAUAAGAUGGCCCCAGCUGUCGUCCAGGCGGCCAUUGCUCUGCAUCACAAGAUGGUUUUCAACUUCCUGCCCACAGCUGUCAGGUUCCACUACAUAUUCAACCUCCGAGACCUCUCCAGCCUCUUCCAGGGUCUUCUCUUUGCGGGACCGGAGACUGUGGGAGAGAGCACAGACCUGGUACUGCUAUGGCUCCAUGAGUCCCGCAGGGUGUAUUCAGAUAGACUGGUGGACACCAAGGACCUGCAGCUCUUCCACAAGCUUCAGAUGGAGACCAUGCAUGAACACAUUGAGGGAGUCGAGGAUAAAGAUGUGACAGAGCAGCCCCUCCUCUAUUGCCACUUUGCCCAGAGGGGUGAGAAUUCCUCCUAUACUCUUAUCAAGGAGUGGUCCAUGCUUAAAGCCAUCCUUACUGAUGCCCUGGAGAGUUACAACGAGCUCAACGCCGCCAUGAACCUUGUGCUGUUUGAAGAUGCCAUGGAACACAUUUGUCGGAUCAGUCGUAUCCUGGAGUCCCCGUGCGGUCAUGGCCUGCUGGCUGGAGUUGGUGGCAGUGGGAAGCAGAGCCUGACACGACUGGCUGCCUACAUUUCCUCCGUGGAAGUCUUCCAAAUCUCCGUGAGGAAAGGGUACAGUGUUCAAGACCUGAAGCUGGAUUUAGCAGGUUUGUUCCUCAAGACUGGACUGAGGAAUCAGCGUGUUGCUUUGCUCCUGACUGAUGCACAGAUACCUGAUGAACAGUCUCUGGUCAUUAUCAAUGACUUGCUGGCAUCAGGUGAAAUUCCUGAAGUCUUCAGUGAGGAGGAGAUAGAGGGGAUUGUGGCCGGGUUGAGGGCUGAGGUCCGAGCCCUCGGUCUGCUGGGCAGUAGGGUGAACUGCUGGAGGUUCUUCACCGACCGAGUACGACUGCAGCUCAAGGUGGUCCUGUGUUUUUCUCCUGUGGGGGACACCCUUCGCCUCAGGGCCCAUCGCUUCCCGGCUCUGGUCCACAGCACCACCAUUGACUGGUUCCACGAGUGGACCGCUGAGGCCUUGCAGUCCGUCAGCUUCAGCUUCAUCCAAGAGAUCGAAGGCAUAGAGCCCGCCGUCCAGGAAUCCAUCAGUCUUUUCAUGGCCCAUGUUCACACCAGUGUCAACCAGGCGAGUGAAAAAUUCCAGCGCAAUGAGAAGAGGUACAAUUACACCACCCCCAAGAGCUUUCUUCAGCAAAUCACCCUGUACAGGAACCUUCUGGGCAAGAGCCAGGCACAGCUCCGCCACAAGAUGGACCGUCUCGACAGAGGCCUUCAGAAGCUGCAGACCACUGCUGCUCAGGUUGCAAACUUAAAAGCCAAGCUGGCCUCCCAGGAAGCCGAGCUGAACGCCAAAAGCCAGAAUACAGAAACACUGAUCACAAAGAUCGGUCUCCAGACGGAAAGGGUCAGUCGCAAGAGAGAGGCGGCUGAUGUGGAGGCUCAGAGGGUCUUUGUCAUUCAGACUGAAGUCUCAACAAAACAGAGGGACUGUGAGAUGGACCUCGCCAAGGCAGAGCCGGUGCUGACGGCCGCCACCGCAGCACUAGACACCCUGAAUAAGGUGAAUUUAACCGAGCUGAAGACAUUCCCCAACCCUCCAGCGGCGGUGAUCAACGUGGUGGCGGCAGUGAUGGUUCUGCUCGCUCCCCGCGGCCGCGUGCCCAAAGAGCGGAGCUGGAAGGCGGCACGGGCCUUCAUGGGCAAGGUGGACGACUUCCUGCAGGCCCUGGUGUCAUACGACAAGGAGCACAUUCCCGAGUCCUGUCUCGGCGUGGUGAAACAGGAAUACCUGAGGAACCCGCAGUUCCACCCUGACCGUGUCAGGACCAAGUCCACAGCUGCAGCUGGACUGUGUGCCUGGACCAUCAACAUUGUCAGAUACCAUGAGGUUUAUUGUGAGGUUGCUCCUAAGCGGCAGGCGUUGCUGCAAGCCAAUACAGAGCUUGAAACUGCAACAGCCAAACUGGUGGCUGUUCAAAAGAAGUUGGGGGAUCUGGAUGCAAAUCUCCGGAACCUCACAGCUCAGUUUGAAAGAGCCACGGCUGAGAAAGUCUGCUGUCAGGAGGAGGUGACCCGCACCAACCACACCAUUGAGCUGGCCAACCGGCUAGUCAAGGGCUUGGAGUCAGAAAAGGAGCGCUGGUCUCGGGCAGUCCUGCAGUAUGAAGAGCAGCAGAAGACACUUUGCGGGGACGUCCUCCUCACCGCAGCUUUUGUCUGUUACAUGGGCUACUUCACCAGACCGUACCGUCUGGAGCUACUCCAUGACACCUGGAUCCCCUUCCUCCAGUCUCAGAAGGUCUCCAUACCCCUGACAGACGGCCUGGACCCGGUCCACCUGCUUACAGAUGAAGCCACCGUGGCUGCCUGGCACAACCAGGGCCUGCCAAACGAUAGGAUGUCCACCGAGAACGCCGCCAUCCUGGCCACCAGCGAGCGUUGGCCGCUCAUUGUUGAUCCGCAGCAGCAGGGCGUCAAGUGGAUUCGAAAGUGGUGUGGGCCGGAGCUGAGGGCAGUGCAGCUGGGCCAGAGAGGGUAUCUGGAUGUGAUCGAGUGGGCCCUAACUUGUGGUGAGACGGUUCUCAUCGAGAAUCUGACGGAGAAGAUGGAUCCAGUGCUGGAACCUCUACUUGGAAGAAACACCAUCAAAAGAGGAAGGUACAUUUGUAUCGGGGAUAAGGAAUGUGAAUACAACGCCAACUUCCGGCUCAUUCUUCACACCAAGAUGGCCAAUCCCCAUUUCCCGCCGGAGCUCCAGGCCCAGACCGCCCUCAUAAACUUCACAGUGACUCCUGUGGGCCUGGAGGAGCAACUGCUGGGACAGGUGGUGACCAGGGAGAGGCCUGAUCUGGAGGCCCUCAAGUUGGAGCUCACGAAACAGCAGAACCACUUCAAGAUCGAGCUCAAGAGUUUGGAGGAUGAACUGCUGAGUCGCCUCUCUGCAGCUGAGGGAAACUUCCUGGGCGACAUUUCCCUGGUGGAACAACUUGAGGGCACCAAAACCACAGCGGCUCAUAUUCAUCGCAAGGUGGUGGAGGCCAUUGAGAACGAGACAGAGAUCAACGAGGCUCGGGAUCUUUACCGCCCCGCAGCUGAGAGAGCGUCACUCCUCUACUUCAUCAUCGAUGAUCUCAGCAAGAUUAACCCCAUCUACCAGUUUUCCCUCAAGACCUUCACCGCGGUGUUUAACAAAGCCAUGAAGCGAGCAGAGUGGGACGAGGAUGUGAGGGCCAGAGUGCUCCUCCUCAUGGAGGCCAUCACUUACUCAGUAUUCUUGUACGUCAGCCAGGGCCUGUUUGAGAGAGACAAGUUAACCUUCUUGUCACACAUUGCCUUCCAGAUUCUCCUGAAACAGGACUUGAUUGAUGCUCAGGAACUCACCUUCUUGCUGCAUUUUCCUGUGGAGCCUUGCAAAGUUUGCCCCAUGCCCUUCCUCUCUCCACAAGCUUGGGGGGCCAUUAAGACAAUUUCUGGGUCGGAGCAUUUCAGUGGACUGGACCGAGACGUGGAGAGCUCACCCAAACACUGGAGGAAACUAAUUGAAUCGAAGUGCCCUGAAAUCGAGAGGCUUCCCCAGGACUGGAAGAAUACGAGCUCUCUGCAAAAGCUUAUCAUCCUGAGAGCUGUCCGCCCGGAUCGCAUGGCCUAUGCACUUAGGAACUUUGUGGAAGAGAGCAUGGGGGCGAGAUAUGUGGAGGCUGCAGGGUUGGAAUUAGAGAAGUCGUUUGAAGACAGUGGGCCUUCGACACCCAUGUUCUUCAUACUCUCACCUGGAGUAGACCCCCUAAAAGAUGUUGAGAAACUAGGGCUGAGGAUGAGCUUCUCCAUUGACCAAGGCACAAUGCACAACGUGUCCCUCGGCCAGGGGCAAGAGGAGACAGCCAAGAGGCUUUUGAGGAGCGCCUCUCAGCUUGGACACUGGGUAUUUCUGCAGAACAUUCAUCUGGUAGCUCGCUGGCUUCCCUCUCUGGAGCUUCUUCUGGAGAUGACUGCGGUGGACAGUCAUCCAAACUUCCGGGUGUUCAUCAGUGGCGAACCGGCACCAAACCCAAACCAGCAUUUUAUUCCCAGAGGCAUACUGGAGAAUUCCAUUAAAAUCACCAACGAGCCCCCUGCUGGCAUGAAUGCCAGUCUGCACGCAGCCCUCGACAACUUCAGUCAGGACACCCUCGAGAUGUGUUCAAGGGAGCAGGAGUUCAAUGCUGUCUUCUUCUCCCUGUGUUAUUUUCAUGCCUGUGUCACUGAACGCCGUAAGUUUGGUCCCCAGGGCUGGAACUGCAGCUAUCCCUUCAACACUGGAGACCUCACCAUCUCUGUCAAUGUCUUGUACAACUACUUGGAGGCCAACUCCAAGGUUCCUUGGGAGGAUUUGUGGUUCCUUUUUGGAGAGAUUAUGUAUGGAGGGCACAUCACUGAUGACUGGGACAGGAGACUUUGUCGAACCUACCUGCUAGAAUAUAUGCAGCCGAGAAUGUUUGAAGGGGAGUUAUAUCUGUGUCCCGACUUUCCGGUCCCUCCGUUCAUGGAUUACGGUGGUUACCACAGUUAUGUGGAUGACCACCUCCCUCCCGAGAACCCUGCCCUGUACGGCCUGCAUGCUAACGCCGAGCUGGGCUUCCUCACUGUCGCCUCUGAUGACCUCUUCAGGUCCCUGCUGGACCUGCAGCCCCACAGCGCCUCCAGGGGAGAGAGGGCAUCCUGCAGCACAGAGGAGAAGGUCAAAGUCAUCCUUUUGGAUAUCCUGGAGAAACUCCCUGAGGAGUACAACAUGGCCGACAUAACUGCAAAGACAGUAGAUCGCAGCCCGUACAUCCUCGUCUGCUUCCAGGAGUGCGAGCGCAUGAACGCCUUGCUUGCAGAAAUAAAACGCUCCCUAAAGGAGCUGGAUCUGGGCCUGAAGGGAGAACUCACCAUCUCUCCCAACAUGGAGGCCCUGCAAAUGGCUCUCUUCACUGACUGCGUUCCAGACUCCUGGAGCAGACUGGCUUAUCCCUCCUCUAAGACACUCACUCACUGGUUUACUGAUCUUAUGAGUAGCUGUUGUGAGUUGGACAGCUGGACCCAAGACCUUGUUCUGCCCGCGGUUGUCUGGCUUUCUGGGUUUUUCAACCCUCAAUCCUUCCUCACCGCUAUUAAGCAAAGUAUUGCCCGUAAGAAUCGAUGGCCACUGGACAAGAUGACUUUAACUGUGGAUGUAACCAAGAAGAAUAAAGAGGACUACGGCCAUCCGCCUCGAGAGGGUGCCUAUGUCCAUGGACUUUUCAUGGAGGGAGCACGCUGGGACACCAAGAGCGGCGUCAUCACAGAGGCCAUUCUGAGGGAGCUGACGCCGGCCAUACCUGUCCUGUACAUCAGGGCUGUGCCCGUUGAGCAGCAGGAGCUGAGAAACACCUACGAGUGUCCGGUGUACCGCACAAAACUCCGUGGACCCACCUUCAUCUGGAGCCUCCGUCUCAAAACCAAGCAGCCGCCAGCCAAGUGGAUUAUAGCCGGGGUGGCGUUACUGCUGUCUGUAUAA
Molecule: messenger RNA, 13365 nt
Organism: Lampris incognitus (smalleye Pacific opah)
Lineage: Eukaryota; Metazoa; Chordata; Actinopteri; Lampriformes; Lampridae
Product: dynein axonemal heavy chain 11
Exons: 82
Coding region: 1-13365 (4454 amino acids)
Biological process (GO): microtubule-based movement
Cellular component (GO): dynein complex
Molecular function (GO): dynein light intermediate chain binding; dynein intermediate chain binding; minus-end-directed microtubule motor activity
Source: RefSeq, a predicted model, not a curated record